Messenger RNA from Paramecium tetraurelia, 1803 nucleotides. RefSeq lists its product as uncharacterized. The transcript has 4 exons. Lineage: Eukaryota; Ciliophora; Oligohymenophorea; Peniculida; Parameciidae. The record is from RefSeq and is a predicted model, not a curated record.
AUGAUAAAUUAAUUAAAUAUUUAGCAAUUAUUCUCUAAUUUAGAUGAAUGGCAUUACUCAAAAUUGUCAGAAGUGUAUUAGACCCCCAUUCUACAAUAAUAUCACAUGUUAAUUUUACAAAUUAAAACUAAAUUUCCUAUACCCAAUAGAAUAAAUGAGGUUGAAUUUCCAACUCAAGAAAAUGCAGUUCAAUUUUUUUAAAACUAUAAGCCCAUGACCCUCUAAAUGAGUUAAGUUAAAGAUGUCAAAAUAAAAUUAUAUAAAAAUGCAGCAUAUUUUGGAAAUAUAGUUGAUGGAUAUCGAUAAGGAAAGGGAAUUUUAAUAAAAUAGACUCUGCACCUAUAUGAGGGCUAGUUUGAGAAGGAUAAAAAGGAAGGAAUAGGGUUCGAAAUACUGAAAAGCAAUUAAUAUUAUUAUGGGAAUUAUGUAAAUGGAUUACCACAAGGUGAAGGAAUAUUUUGGUCAAAAAGUCAGAAAUACAUAGGGUAAUGGCAUUAAGGGAAGAAGCAUGGUAUUGGAUUGUAUUAAGGAAUUCAUCAAGAUUACUAUAUGGGUUAAUGGGAUAAUGGAAAAUGCUGUGGUUCCUGCUUGCAUGUUAAUGGAUUCAUAUUUGUAGGGGAAGUAACUAAUGAUCUGAAUUUUGGAGUAGGUAAGAAGUAUUUGGAGAAUGGGGAUUUUUAUAGUGGUGAAUUUCGAAAUGGGAAGCCUAAUGGUAAGGGAGAGUAUAUUUGGAGUAAUGGAAAUUGCUAUUAAGGAGAAUUUGAAAAUGGACUGAGAAAUGGUUAUGGGAUUUGGUAAAGUAAGACUUAAAAUGGAACAAAUUGUUAUAAAGGAUAUUAUACAAAUGAUAAAAAAUGCGGUGAGGGAAGAUUCGAAUACUCAAAUGGAACUGUGUAUGUGGGUAAUUUUAUGGAAGAUAAACGAUGUGGUUAUGGUGAGAUUGUUUGGAGUGAUAAAGCCAUCUAUAAAGGAUAUUGGAGAGAUGGUUUAAUGGAUGGAGAAGGUGUGUAUUAGUAUGACUAGUUGAUAUUGAAAGGUAAUUGGAAAUAGAAUUAGCUUUAAACUUUUGAUAAGGUUAGGAUUUCAUUAAAUGAAUUUCCUUAGUAACAGUAAAUUAAAGAAAUCUAAGAGAAUUAAGAAAUUUAAUCUGAAAUCGCAGAUGAACCAGAUUUAGAUCAAAUUGGAGACCAAUUCUAAAAUGAGAUAUAAGAAUCCAAAGCAGAAACUGUGAUCUAAAACAUAUCUCACAAUACCAGUCACCAUGAUAUGUACUUUCAUCCAAAGCAGCCUAUUCUUCAAAAAUAAUUUGAUUUGUUGAGUCUUUUGGAUGAAAGUCUCUAAUUUCAAUCUUUAGAAAGCUCAAAAAGGUAGCAUAAAUCAAGUGUUGCUAUCUAGACAGAAUCGAAAAAGAAAUUCUUGCCUAAAUUAAGCAUGAAAAAGUAACAUCCAACUCAAUUCAAUAUUAAUCACUCGUUCUAGGAGCAGAGAAAUAGAAAAAGUGCUCAUUUACAAUAUGAUGUGUCGUAAGGAUCACCUUAGGUUAAUGGGAAUGGUAGUUUUCAUUAAACAGAGGGAAUACAGGGGUAGGCAAAGAAAAAUGUAAAUCGAUCUAUUUAAUAUGGAAGGAAGAGACAUAAACCAAUUUUAUUAUCAACAAAAGAAUAAAAUGUAUGGGCUAUCAAGAUGAGUAAGUUAAAAUUAAGUCCUGCAAAAUAUUGUAGAUUAUGGAACCAAGAAGUCGUUAAUGAAAUUAAACAGUUUCUGUAUCCUCCAGUUUGGAUGCCUCCUUCAUACCUACUUUGA